Messenger RNA from Athene cunicularia (burrowing owl), 1748 nucleotides. It is a transcript of the gene PTGES2, whose product is annotated as prostaglandin E synthase 2. Gene Ontology annotation, cellular component: mitochondrion. Bases 205 to 1086 code for a protein of 293 amino acids. NCBI's taxonomy places the organism in Eukaryota, Metazoa, Chordata, Aves, Strigiformes, Strigidae. Gene Ontology annotation, molecular function: prostaglandin-E synthase activity. The record is from RefSeq and is a predicted model, not a curated record. The transcript has 6 exons.
UGUGCGUCGGAGUUUCCAGCAGUUUAAAUAGAUGUUUAGAAAAACAGGUAUUCUGUCCCCAUGGAUGGUGAAUAUUUGUGAUGCCAGUUGAAGAAAGCAUCUGUUAGCCGAGAUAUUCUGGUGAUCGUAUGUUGAAACUGAAUGUCAAUGACUAUGACAUAAGUAAGGGUAGAAGGAAGGUAAUAUUUGUAUUUUCAGUAGAAAAUGGAAGCUUCUGGUCUCUUCCUUCUCCAGCUGCCUGCAGGGAGCCUGCAGCUCACACUCUACCAGUAUAAAACGUGUCCUUUCUGCAGCAAAGUCCGAGCUUUUCUUGAUUAUCAUGGAUUGCCCUAUGAAAUUGUGGAAGUGAACCCGAUAAUGAGAAAAGAGAUCAAAUUCUCUUCUUACAGAAAGGUGCCUAUCCUGCUAGCUAAUGCUGGAAGUCCUCUGCAAUUGAAUGACUCUUCGGUGAUCAUCAGUGCAAUAAAGACGUAUCUCAUUUCCAAGAGAAAUAGCUUAGAAGAGAUCGUCUCCUUUUAUCCUCCUAUGAAAACUGUGACUGAGCAAGGCAAGGAGGUAUUUGAGUAUGGGAAUAAAUACUGGCUCAUGCUGGAUGAGAAGGAGACAAAGCGAGUCUAUCCUGUCAAAGAAGUGAGAGUGGAAGAAAUGAAGUGGAGAAAAUGGGCAGACGAUUGGCUUGUUCACCUCAUCUCCCCCAAUGUUUACCGUACCCCCAGGGAAGCCUUGGCAUCUUUUGAUUACAUUGUCCGUGAGGGGAAGUUUGGCACCGUGGAAGGUUUCUUUGCGAAGUACAUGGGGGCUGUUGCCAUGUUCUUCAUUAGCAAGAGGCUAAAGAAAAGACAUCACCUUCAAGAUAAUGUCCGAGAAGACUUGUAUGAAGCAGUUAAUGAGUGGGUAACAGCUGUUGGCAAACAUCGACUGUUCAUGGGUGGAAACCAGCCAAACCUUGCUGACUUGGCAGUGUACGGGGUCCUCCGAGUCAUGGAGGGGCUGGAAGCCUUUGAUGACAUGAUGGUUCACACCAAGAUUCAGCCUUGGUACCAGCGCAUGGAAGAAGUCAUUCAAAAAGCUGUAGUUGCAGUCUGAUGCCAGCUGCAGCUGCCUUCCUGAAGUACUUGCAUGGUAAAAAACUUCAGAAGGAAUGACACUGACUUUUGAGGAGUUGAACGGACUGGUCACACCUAACGGACUGACGUGCAGGCAGACUGUCCUGUUUAGAAUAUCAGGUUGCAGUGAGCAGAAGGGAUCCAGCUGGGUAUAUAUUUGAACAAGGUAUUUAGAAGAACAGGGACAGGUAAAAAGAUCUUGGACACUGCUGGAAAAGAGAAGCUUUGAACUGAAGAAUGCAGCAAAUAGGCUUCUUUUAGGUGAGAGCCAUUCUCAGUGCAGUUUACUGUAAAAGCAAGAUGCUCUUGGCUAGUGAAUAUUACAGCCAUAUCAGAUACAGUGGGUCUGAGCAGCUUUUGCUUCAGGCUGUCUUCCACUAGUCAUCCAUGUCAUCCAAAGUGUUUUCCUGACUGAGACACUGGAUACUAGUCUUUAAGUGACAAUUUUCCUGCAGUAGAAUCCUGUAAGCCCAGUGCUGAGGGAACUGGAGGAAUCCACCGUACUGGGAAAGGCAUUCCUUCCAGUGGCGGAAGGGAUGCUGCACUCGGCAGAUUGUAUGCUUUUACUGUUCCAUCUAAACGGUUCUUUCAGCACUUGAUUCUGUACGGUCUGCAAGGAUAAAGGCUUGCUUCUUUCUGGGC